Triticum aestivum (bread wheat) is the source of this 3931-nucleotide messenger RNA. Its product is annotated as cycloartenol synthase. The transcript is spliced from 18 exons. The coding region runs from base 66 to 2363 and encodes 765 amino acids. Gene Ontology annotation, cellular component: lipid droplet. Gene Ontology annotation, biological process: triterpenoid biosynthetic process. NCBI's taxonomy places the organism in Eukaryota, Viridiplantae, Streptophyta, Magnoliopsida, Poales, Poaceae. The record is from RefSeq and is a predicted model, not a curated record. Gene Ontology annotation, molecular function: intramolecular transferase activity.
UGUGAAGCAACUGCGAGUAAAAGUAAGAAGAAGAGCUAGCCACUGGUUUGAGUCGACGUCGAUCGAUGUGGCGGCUAAGGAUCGGGGAGGAGGCCGGCGGCCAGCCGUGGCUGCGCACCACCAACGCGCACGCCGGCCGCCAGGUCUGGGAGUUCGACCCCGCUGCUGCCGGCGCCCUGGACGACGUCCACAACGCGCGCCGCGAGUACUCCAGCCGCCGGCACCAGCUCAAGCACAGCGCCGACCGCCUCAUGCGCUUGCAGUUCGCUGAGUUGACUGCUCCUAAGCUGGACAUUCCUGGUAUCAAGCUCCAAGAGCAUGAAGAUGUCACUGAAGAAGCUGUUUUGACCUCUUUAAAGAGGGCAAUCGGACAGCUGUCUACUCUCCAAGCAUAUGAUGGACACUGGCCUGGGGAUAUCGCCGGUCCUAUGUUCCUUCUGCCAGGCUUGGUAAUAGCACUGCAUUCGACUGGUGCUCUAAAUACUGUCUUAUCGUCAGAGCAUCAGAAGGAGAUACGUCGGUAUCUCUACAAUCAUCAGAACAAAGAUGGAGGCUGGGGAUUGCACAUUGAGGGCCCAAGCACCAUGUUUGCUUCUGUCUUGAACUAUGUUACCUUGAGAUUACUACGAGAAGGAUCAGAUAGUGAAGAUGGAGCCAUUCAGUUAGCUCAGAAUUGGAUUUUGGAUCAUGGAGGAGCAACCUUUGCAACAUCAUGGGGAAAAUUUUGGCUUUCGGUUCUUGGUGUAUUUGACUGGUCUGGUAACAACCCAUUGCUUCCGGAACUAUGGUUACUACCAUACUGCCUCCCAUUUCAUCCAGGGCGGAUGUGGUCCCAUUGCCGAAUGGUAUACUUUCCCAUGUCUUACAUAUACGGAAAGAGGUUUGUCGGCCCAAUUACACCAACUGUAUUGAACUUACGGAAGGAACUCUAUAAAGUACCCUAUGAUGAGAUAGAUUGGGACAAAGCUCGCAACCAAUGUGCUAAGGAGGAUCUGUACUGUCCUCAUCCACUCGGACAAGAUAUCUUAUGGACCACUCUUCACAAAUUUGUUGAACCAGUUCUGUCGCAUUGGCCUGGAAGCAAAUUGAGGGAGAAAGCUUUGAAAAAUGCUAUGCAACAUAUUCAUUACGAAGAUGAGAACACCCAAUAUGUUUGCAGUGGUGCUGUAGGGAAGGUACUGAAUAUGCUUUGUUGCUGGAUAGAAGAUCCUAACUCAGAGGAAUUCAAACUUCAUAUUCCAAGGAUCUAUGAUUACUUGUGGGUUGCUGAAGAUGGCAUGAAGAUGCAGGGUUAUAAUGGCAGCCAGCUUUGGGACACAGCUCUUACAGUUGAAGCUAUACUGGCUACGGAACUCACAGAAGAGUUCCGUCCUACUCUUAAACUAGCCCAUGACUACAUAAAAAAUUCACAGAUUCUUCACGACUGCCAUGGAGAUUUGAGUGUCUGGUAUCGUCAUAUAUCUAAAGGUGCAUGGACCUUUUCAACCGCCGAUCAUGCUUGGCCUGUAUCAGAUUGCACUGCACUAGGAUUAAAGGCCUCAUUGUUGUUGUCAAAGAUUUCUCCAAAAAUGGUUGGCGUAUCAAUAGAAGCCAAUAGACUUUAUGAUGCUGUCAAUUGCCUGCUUUCUUGGAUGAAUGGAAAUGGUGGCUUUGCAUCGUAUGAACUCACCAGGUCUUAUGCCUGGAUGGAGUUUCUCAAUCCUUCUGAGAUCUUUGGGGACAUAAUGAUUGAUCAUCCUGUUGUUGAAUGUACUUCAGAAGUGAUCCAGGCCCUGACUACAUUCAGAAAGCACUACCCUGGACAUAGGAGGGAAGAGAUAGACAAAUGUAUACAUAAAGCUGAAAACUUCAUUGGGAGUAUUCAAAGAAAUGACGGCUCAUGGUAUGGCUCCUGGGCUAUUUGUUUCACCUAUGGGACAUGGUACGCAGUGAGGGGAUUAGUUGCUGCUGGAAGGACAUUCAAGAACUGUCAUGCUAUCAGGAAGGCCUGCGACUUCUUGUUGUCGAAAGAGGUUCCUUCUGGUGGCUGGGGAGAAAGCUAUUUGUCAUGCAGAGAUAAGGUUUACACCGAACUUGAAGGAAGGCGCCCCCAUGUAGUCAACACCAGUUGGGCCAUGCUGGCCCUAAUUGAUGCUGGGCAGGCCGAGAGAGAUCCAGGGCCUCUGCACCGGGCAGCAAAGGUUUUGAUUAACCUACAACUAGAGGAUGGCGAGUUCCCUCAGCAAGAGAUCAUCGGCAUCUUCGCCAGAAACUGCACCAUCACCUACUCCCAGUAUCGGAAUAUCUUCCCUAUCUGGGCGCUCGGAGAGUACUGCUGCCGCGUCCUGGGCAGCAGAUCACCAGAGGAACAUGGCGAUGCCUAGCUGCUGAUCCAAGCCAGAAGCGCACUAUCUGCAAAUGAAAUCUAUACAUACUGGUACGUACCUUCUCAAGGCAGAAAAAUGGUAGACAGAUAAAGGAACUGUACUUGCAGUAUUGUUGUACACUAUCAGAUUCCAAAUAAAUGAUUGGUGUAUAAUUAUGGAAUAUAAGAAGUCCCAGAAAAGAUGAUACCAAGAUGCUUAUGUGCAUGUUCUUUUUUUUCUUCCAAACCUGCAGUUCAUUUUUCACCUGAUGCCUGCAGUCUUGACUGGCCAUACCUGCCAGUCUCCUGUGCUCAUGUUUUUAGACCUACUGCCUUAGGCUUUAGGGACAGUAAUGGUGACAUGACAUGCCCCCCUCGUCCGAUUUAAAAUCAACGGACAGAUCGACAGGAACGGUACACACGAUGCGCUGCGCUGCGGUGACGAUGCACAGUGCCUGGCCAUGUUAUGCCGUGGUCAUUGGAUCUGUGUCCCAGCCAUUGCAAGAGGACCGGCAAUGGCUGCACCACCGCUACCGUGCGAUGUCAUCAUCAAGAAUUUAAAACCAUGAUCAGUUACAGUUGCAGAAGCAAUUCAGAAACAUAGCAAGUUCAGAAUUAUCCAGACAAGUGGCUAAAUGCUGGAUCAGCUAAUAUAUUGCUUAAGGUGUUGUAACAGGUGUGUUACAUGGACAGGCAGUUACAUGGUGUCAGGACCCCGAUCCUAAGUCACACCGAUCUAGCAUGUAACACAUCAUAUUACUUUGCGGCCUCACGCACGGUAUUCCCAUGGCUGCAGCCUUACCUGAGCCGGGACCGUUUGCGUCUUUUGGCUCACGUAUAUGAUUGUGUCGCUAGCAUCCAUAUGACAGAGAACCCGGGCCGACAUGACUAGUCGUGAACCCAACGUGGCACAAACUUAUUGGGACAGGCAUACGUAACCCAGCAAUGAAUGUGUUGGUCAUCAACGUAUGAACCCAAGUCGUAGCAAGCUACAAGGACUUAAAGGAACAACAUGACAUUUCCCUGAAGGGACAGACACAAGAACAAAGAAGGAUACAUGUCGACCAACCUGAGUGUUUCGGAGCAGUAGCGAACUACCAUGGCUUGGUGGAAGCACCAGGGGACAUUUCCCCAUAAGGCUACCAAGGAUAAACAAUAGGUGUCUGAUCCCACACAUAGCAAUACACGUCACACGUACGCAUAACAUGCAAGUAUGUGCUAUACAACAUGGCAUCACAACAUAACUUAACAACUCAUAGAGAUAAAGGCCCAGAAGAGCCAUCAUAGCAUUUAUUACAAGCAGCGGGUCUCAUGACCCUUCACACAAAGUCAUACAAGCCAAGCGGAAGCAUAAACAUGUCUGAGUACAGACAUCUGAAAAGAGAGAAGGCUAGAAAGCCUGUCUACCUACAAAACCCUCCAAAGGAAUUAGACCUCUGUCUGGGAUUCUCAAGCUAAUUGUCGAAGCCCACGUGACACUACUAGUGAGACUGAAGUCUCUCUGCAAAAACAUAAAUUAAGAAAACGUGAGUACAAAUGUACCCAGCAAGACUUACAUCAGAAAUAGCUACAUUUCAUCAGUAUCAA